AUGGGUGAGAGAGAUCGCGUCGACGUGCCGACACCCAUUAACCAAGAAGAGUGGCCGAUGCCGAUGUCGAAAGAUGCCAACCUCCACCUCAUCCGGACGGAGGCGUUGAACCUCCGAGCAGAACAUGUAUGGUUGGAUGAUCUGUGUUUGAGGUAG
Molecule: messenger RNA, 156 nt
Organism: Desarmillaria tabescens
Lineage: Eukaryota; Fungi; Basidiomycota; Agaricomycetes; Agaricales; Physalacriaceae
Exons: 1
Coding region: 1-156 (51 amino acids)
Source: RefSeq, a predicted model, not a curated record